Messenger RNA from Funneliformis caledonium, 1770 nucleotides. The record is from the annotation of a GenBank genome assembly. Lineage: Eukaryota; Fungi; Glomeromycota; Glomeromycetes; Glomerales; Glomeraceae.
AUGGCUCGCACUUGUAAAGUAUUUCGAUGGAUUUGUAAGGCUGGAGAUGCUACUAUAUGCCGACGGCCAAAACUAGACGAUGAUAAUAAUAGUAUAAUUUUUUCAAAUACAUCGGAUAUAGAAUAUACACAUACAACGAGAUGCAAGCAUAAACCCUCUAAUACACGCGAAACAGGUGAAAGGGAAAUAUGGAGAAAUAAAGUGGGAGGUGACUUUACUCCAACAGGCUCAUUAAAAGAUAGAGGGAAGAAAAAGCAUAAAAGCCUUCCCGCAUGGAGGAAUUCUCUUAAUGCAGGUGGAAGCUCAAAGAAGCUUGGUCUCGUCGUUGAUACUCGUCGAUUUUGCAUGGUAGAUCCAUUCAACCCGACUAUUAACAGAAAGAGUUUUGUAUUUGACACUACGUGGAACAUAACUGCUUAUUUUACUUCAACUGACAACAACAAUAUUAACCCCAACAUUACAGUUGAUAAUAAUAGUGAUAAAAAAAGUUUUUUAGAUUAUUUGGGUGAAGAAAGUCCUGCUACUAUAUUGAUUGCUAAAAAGGAAAAUUUGGCGAGAAAUAGUAGAUUUAGUAUGCAACCGGUUCGUCGUAAUAAUAGUAACAGACGUUCCAUAGCAAAAGAUAUAAGGGAAGUUCGAACAUUUCGAUGGGAAAAUCGAAAUUACGAUCGUGAAAAGACUAGCUCUCAAUUAUAUGAACUUUAUGAGAAGUACAAUGAUUCUCCUUUAGUCGAUCUUCAGAACAAACCAUUACCUCCCGUACCCAAUGACAAUGUGAACACACUUGAUUUUCAAAAUGAUGAUUAUGAUUAUAACUUUCGUCAAAGCAUCAUCGAGGACUCAGAGUUACAAUCCAUAAUAGACACUUUAUCUUUCAUAUCAGAAUAUCAUAGUAUAAUAGAAGCUCCGGAUGAUGUUUUUGAUAAUAAUUCAUCGCAUUACACGCCCACAAGUACGGCUCGUGAAUCAUUUUCCGAAUUAUUAAUUGAUGACGACACUAUACCAAAUCCAUUUGAAGAUGUUUCUGGUGUACCUUUAGCCAUUCUGUCUACAAAUUCGGCAAGAGAUUCAAUGAAUUCAAUGAAAACGUUACCUGUUGAGGUGCAAAUGUGUUUAUCUUGUAAAAGAAAGACGACGGAUAGUGGUUAUAGCAUCCAGUGGUGUAAAGCGUGUGAAAUGAAAAGGUUCGAACAACAAUUUGAAUCAUGGUCAAGUGGAAAUGAUGACGUUGAUAUUUUCAUCUUGGAAAGUCAAUUAAAUUCAUCAAGUUACUUUGAUUAUUUGGAAUGGAUAUCUUUUGAUAGAUUACAAGAUAUUGAAUUAGUUGAUGCUGGUGAUUACGGUUGCGUAUUUCAAGCCAUUUGGAAAGAUGGUCCUCGUGAGAGAUGGGACAUGAAUAACAGUCAAUACGUUCGAUGUGCCGAAUGGAUUUGUGAAAUAUCGGAAAAUACAUCUUCGGAAAUUUCAAUCCAAUUUCAACAAUCGGAAGAAAAACGUCUUGAAAGUGUAAAUUCUCAAUCAGAAGAAGGAUGUGUAAUAAAUGAAGAUGAUAUUCACCCAGGGGCUGUAUAUACUAGUAGAUUCUUUAAUUUUGAAAAUCUUCAUGAACCAAAUGUAAUAUUCUCUAAAUCUCUUGAUCCUAAAGAUCAUUUAGCAAUACGACAAUAUAUUGCAAAUGAAACAAAGUAUUAUAAUCUUAAAAUUAAUAGUUUGAAAGCGGAAAGUAGUAAUAUUGCUGCUGAGGUCUAUGAUAUAUUGCAGUAUUGGUAA